Molecule: messenger RNA, 3342 nt
Organism: Adineta ricciae
Lineage: Eukaryota; Metazoa; Rotifera; Eurotatoria; Adinetida; Adinetidae
Source: the annotation of a GenBank genome assembly
AUGGCCACAGUAAUUGAAAAGACUCGUAAUUCUGAUGAAAAAAUACCACGUUCAUCAAGUGUUGAUUCAGCUAUAGAUGAUGGAGAAGAUUCACCAGAUGAAAUAUUUGAAUGCGAUGAAGAAAGUUUAGAUGAACUUCAUGAGGAUAAUCAAACAAAUGGACCAUGUAAAGCACUUACUCCGCGUUUAAUUCGUUAUGGAUCAAAACGUAUACCAAUUAUUCAAUUUUCCCCCAAAGUUGUCUAUGGUCGAUGUCCAGAAGCACGAAAAAUUGGAGAAAAACAUGCAUUAACAUUUAAAUUUCUUAAAAAUGAUACAAAAUUAAUUCGAAAUAUUCUUGAAGGACAUGGAUUUCGUGAAGUUCAUCCAGCCAGUUCAGAAUUUAAUAUAAUGUGGACGGGUGGUGGAAUGAAACCCUUUUCACUACGAACAUUGAAUCCAUUUCAACGUAUCAAUCAUUUUCCUCGAUCAUAUGAAAUAACACGAAAAGAUCGUUUAUAUAAAAAUGUUCAAAAAAUGCAACAAGAAAAAGGAGUUAAAAAUUUCAAUUUUAUUCCAACAACUUUUCUUCUGCCUUAUGAAUUUGAAGAUUUUUCUGCGACAUUUCAACGUGAGAAAGGAAUUUGGAUUAUAAAACCAGUUGCUUCAUCACAAGGAAAAGGAAUAUUCUUAAUUAAUCACCCUGAUCAAGUUCCAUUGGAUGAAAAUCUUGUUAUCAGUCGAUAUAUUGACAAUCCUCUUCUCAUUGAUGGAUAUAAAUUUGAUGUUCGAAUAUACGUUGCUGUCACUUCAUACGACCCACUUGUUGUUUAUCUUUAUGAAGAAGGUUUAACCAGAUUUGCAACAGUGAAAUACGAUUCGAACAGCCGAAGUAUCAAAAAUGCUUUUAUGCAUUUAACAAACUACAGUGUAAACAAACGAAGUCAUCGAUAUGUUAGAUGUGAUGAUCCGGAUAUCGAAGAUUUUGGAAAUAAAUGGUCAAUGUCUGCAAUGUUACGUUUAUUAAAAGCUGAAGGUAAAGAUACAUUUAGUUUAAUGAUGGCGAUUGAAGAUGUGGUUAUUAAAACAUUACUCACUGUUGAAUCACAAAUUUCUGCUGCUUGUCGAAUGUUUCUUUCAACAAGAGGAAAUUGUUUUGAAGUUUACGGUUUUGAUAUUUUAAUUGAUGAAGAUCUUCGACCAUGGGUAUUAGAAGUGAAUUUAUCUCCAUCGUUAGCUUGUGAUGCACCAAUUGAUUUAAAAAUUAAAACACAUAUGAUAUGUGAUUUAUUCAAUUUGACCUCAAUGCCUUGUGUUGAUCCUGCAGUUUAUUCAAAUAAAUUAAAACAACAGAAAACAGAAUCAAAUCUUCAAACCGAUCAAUAUAAACGACGUCGUCCAAUAUCUGCUGGUUAUUCAUUAACAAAUAUAUUGCCAAAUGGUCGACCUGGACGUGCAACAACUGCGAAUCGUCCAAGUCGAUCAGGAAAUGCUAAUGGAACUGAAAAUGUCCGAAAUGAAUACUUUGGUUUAUCACAAGAAGAAAUUCGAAUUUUACGAACAGUAAAAGAAGAAUCUCGUCAACGUGGUGGUUUCGUUCGAAUAUUUCCUACAAGUGAUACUUAUGAGUUCUUUUCAAGUUUUUUUGAACAACGAACAACAUCAUUUAAUCAAAUGAUUCAUCAACGUCUUUAUCCAUCACGAUGGUCAUCAAUCGCAUUGAAUUCUCAGCCAAACAAUGGAUCAAUUCGUCGUACAACAGCUCCACGUUGUAAACUUCUCUCCUCAGCAUUCAAUUAUGGACAUUCAUCAGAAAAGGAUUUAACACCGAAAAUAUCUGGUUGCGAUCUUGAUGAAGCUUUAGAACGAUAUCGAAUUUAUGAAAGAAGAUUAAUUGACAUAGCUCCUCCAUCAUAUCCUCAUUCAUCAGCAUCAACAAUCACAACAACGAGUGUAUCGGAGACAACUAAAACAAACGAUAAUCUAUCAAAGUCUCAAAUUCUGCCUGAUAAUUUGGAUCAAAAUCCAUCUCGAUUAACAAAUCUUCAUCGAACUACAUCUGUUCCUCCUUCACUUCCUAAAUCCAAUCAAAAAACUGAUUCUUCACCAAAACGUUUAACAACAGUUGGACAAUUGGUUAAAUCGACAACAGCUCCCACUCCGGGUGAAGGUCGUCAUUCAAUUUAUGCGAAAAACGAUAUUCUUCAAAUGCUCAAUCAAGGUUUAACACUCAGUCCCCUCCAAGCUCGUACAGCAUUUGGAACAUAUCUCCAACGAAUACAAUUUCGUUUAAUGCUCGACUCAGAAUUCAAAGAAGAAGUGACUUCAAGUCAACAUAUGGAUUUAGUUAUUCGAUUUUUAAGACGUGCUGGACAAAAUCUAACACCACCAUUUCGUGUGGAAAUUCCUUCACGUCGUUUAUCACAAUCCGAUCAAAAGCGAAUUUUAGCCAAAGAAUUAUGUGAUUUCCUUCAUUUAUACAACAAAGAAACAGUUUCAUUAAAUCCAACUUCACUUUGUCCAACAGUACAAAUCGACCAUCGUCUCUUUGAAAAUUUUCUUCGUUCAGCAUCUGAAGCUGAUUUAGAACAAAUGAUGACUGCAUAUAUGAAAACAAAUAAAGAAUCGGCAAUUCAUUUAGGUGUGAAUCCCAAAGUAACCAAAUCAGAUUCUGAUAUCGUCGGAGCUGAUCAACAAGCACAAACAAUUUCGACAAAGCCGACUUCUCACGAAGAGAAAACAAUAACAAUUAUUCAAACAAUGUCACCGAAUGAACAACAAACAUGGGCAACAACAACACAAAAUCAAUUAAAUAAACGUUUAUUAAGAGCAUCAAGUGCGUCAAAACCAAAAACAAAUCAGAAGAAAGAAGAACAGAUUUAUAAACUCUAUGGCGUAACACGACCUGUUUCAGCACUCAUAUCUCAAAAGAGACAAUUAACAGCGGCUAUUCCAGAUACAAAAGUUUAUUCACGAGAUCGUCCAAAUUCCGCGAAUGUUUCGGUCGAGCAAAAACGCGAUUUUACUGAACAAUUAACUGAAUUAUCAACAAAACAACAUCGUCGUCAAUAUUCAGGUCGACAUCACUUAAAUAUUUAUGAAAGUCGUUCACCAUCGAAUGAACGUAAUUCCAAUGAGAAUUGUUCGACAAAACAAGAAGAAGUUUUAGAAAAAAGUCGACAAAUUCUCGAAGAAAGCAAAGUAAAAAACGAACAAUUAGCUGAACAAGCAAAAGUCUUUCAACGAACAUUACAACGUCAAGAAAUCUAUUCGGCAUUGAAUCGUUUUGGACAUCGUCCACCAAUUUAUCCAACUGUUGUUAAAGAAUCUCGAAUAUCUUCAAGCAAAUCACAACAAAAUUAA